Diabrotica virgifera virgifera (western corn rootworm) is the source of this 2434-nucleotide messenger RNA. Its product is annotated as prolyl endopeptidase. Gene Ontology annotation, cellular component: cytosol. Bases 159 to 2279 code for a protein of 706 amino acids. Gene Ontology annotation, biological process: proteolysis. The record is from RefSeq and is a predicted model, not a curated record. The transcript has 14 exons. Gene Ontology annotation, molecular function: serine-type endopeptidase activity; oligopeptidase activity. NCBI's taxonomy places the organism in Eukaryota, Metazoa, Arthropoda, Insecta, Coleoptera, Chrysomelidae.
UGCAAAAGUUGUAUCUACCUUUUAUCAUAGAUUAAUAAAUUAAUGUUGAAAAAACCCGUACAAUAGUAUUCCAUCAUUUCUAGAGAAUUGUUAGUUUAUCACUAUCUGUAGUGCGGUGGCUGAAUUGGAAUAUAUUUCUGUUGAUUUUCUCCAGAAGAAUGUCUUUUAAAUACCCAGAACCUGCAAGAGAUGAAUCAAUCAAAGACACCUAUUUUGGAACUGAGGUUACCGAUCCAUAUCGUUGGUUAGAAGAUCCAGAUUCUGAGGAAACUCAAGCUUAUGUUAAUUCCCAAAAUGCCAUCACUCAGCCUUAUCUGGAAAGCUGCCCACACAAACUUCAAAUUAAGAAAAAGAUUACACAAUUGUGGAAUUAUCCUAAGAUGUCAACCCCAUUUAGACAUGGAACAAAGUAUUACCAAUUCCGAAACACAGGGCUUCAAGAUCAAGGUAUUAUAUAUACAAUGGAUAAAUUAGAUGAUGAAGGGAAGAUAUUUUUAAAUCCAAAUACAUUUUCUGAAGAUGGUACAGUUGCAUUGUCAGGAACAUCAUUCUCUGAAGAUGGCAAAACGUUUGCUUAUGGUUUAAGUUCUAGUGGAUCUGACUGGGUUGAAAUUAAAUUUAGGAACGUAGAAACGGGUACGGAUCAUGAUGAAAUCCUCAAGAAAGUGAAAUAUUCUCCAAUGGCUUGGAUGCAUGAUAAUAUAGGUUUCUUUUAUGGGGGAUACUUACACCAAACUGGUAAGACUGAUGGUUCUGAAACCAAAUCUAGUGAAUACCAAAAACUUUAUUAUCAUAGGUUAGGAACUGAUCAGUCUAAGGAUGUUAUGGCUGUGGAAUUUGAUGAUCAUCAACUUAGAAUGGGUGCUCAUGUGAGUCACUGUGGAGACUACUUAAUUGUAACCCCAAUUAAAGGGUGCAAAAAUAAUUUAUUAUAUUUCUCAAAGUUUAAUAGUACUAGAACAAUUACAGGCAAACUAGACCUUACUCCUAUAGUCACAUCAUUCGAAGCCGACUAUGAGUAUGUGACCAAUGUGGACACCAAAUUCUAUUUCCGUACAAACAAAAACGCACCAAACUAUAGGAUAAUAGUUAUAGAUCUUGAAAAUCCAGCUGAAGAUAACUGGACGGACCUGAUUCCUGAACACACAAAGGAUGUGUUAGAUUGGGCUCAUAUUGUUAACAAUAAUAUGCUGGUAGUUUGCUAUCUCAGGGAUGUAAAGAAUGCCAUGAGCAUUUACGAUUUAAAGACUGGUAAAAAGAUCCACGAUUUCCAACUUGAUGUUGGAAGUGUUUCUGCAAUUACAGCUAAACGUUACCAUAAAGAAAUGUUUUACAGUUUUUGCUCCUUCUUAACACCUAACAUUAUUUACAAAGUUACAUUUGAAGAUGAGAAGAUCAAGGAAAAAAUGUGGCAUGAGACGAAGGUGGGAGAUUUUAACUCUUCAUUAUAUGAAACGCAGCAAGUAUUUUAUAAAAGUAAAGAUGGUACAGAGAUUCCCAUGUUUAUAGUAAAUAAAAAAGGUUUAGUUAAAGAUGGUUCAAAACCAUGUCUGCUGUAUGGCUAUGGAGGUUUUAAUGUUAACCUUACUCCUGCAUUUGGGGUAACCCGUUUAGUAUUUAUAAAUAACUUUGAUGGAAUUUUUGCUCUGGCCAAUAUUAGAGGAGGGGGUGAAUAUGGUGACACCUGGCACAAUGGUGGCCGUUUUGGAAACAAACAAAACUGCUUUGACGAUUUCCAGUAUGCUGCGAAAUAUCUAGUCGAGCAAAAUUACACCACAGUAAAUAAACUGACGAUUCAAGGAGGUUCUAAUGGUGGGCUUUUAGUGGCAGCUUGCAUUAACCAAGCUCCCCAGUUGUUCGGAGCAGCCAUUUGCCAAGUGGGUGUGCUGGAUAUGUUACGUUAUCACAAAUUUACCAUUGGUUAUGCCUGGAAGUCUGAUUAUGGGAGCUCUGAAGAAGAAGAUCAGUUUAAAUAUUUGUAUAAGUAUUCCCCAUUGCAUAACAUUCAUAUACCACAGGACUCAUCUCAGCAAUAUCCAGCAACUCUUUUGAUGACUGCUGAUCAUGAUGACAGAGUUGUGCCGUUACAUUCACUGAAAUUCAUCGCAGAAUUGCAGCAUCAAGCUGGUAAAUCAUCGUUUCAAACAAACCCGUUGAUGAUCCGUAUAGAGACAAAAGCUGGACAUGGAGCAGGAAAACCUACUUCCAAAGUUAUCGAUGAAGUGGCUGAUUAUCUUGCAUUUAUCUCGAAGAGUUUGUCGCUGAAAUUUAUUGAAUAAAAUCAAACACCAUCAUGUUUUUAAAAUUUUAAAUUUGUACCUUUUUUGUUGCCAUGUGUAUCUAAAGUCUUUGUAUUUUAUAUAUUUUUUCAUUAUAUUUAUAAUUAUGUAACAUGAUUGAUAAUACACACAAAUGAAUAAAUUUUGUAUGAAAG